Propithecus coquereli (Coquerel's sifaka) is the source of this 1630-nucleotide messenger RNA. RefSeq names its product retinol dehydrogenase 13 (all-trans/9-cis) (gene RDH13). The record is from RefSeq and is a predicted model, not a curated record. The transcript has 7 exons. Lineage: Eukaryota; Metazoa; Chordata; Mammalia; Primates; Indriidae. Gene Ontology annotation, molecular function: oxidoreductase activity. Bases 6 to 1010 code for a protein of 334 amino acids.
CGGGCAUGAGCCGCUACGUGCUGCCGGUGUCCGUGCUGGGCACGGUUGUGGGUGGCGCGGUGCUGCUCAAGGACUAUGUCGCCGGCGGGGCUUGCCCCAGCAAGGCCACCAUACAUGGGAAGACAGUCAUUGUGACGGGCGCCAACACGGGCAUCGGGAAACAAACUGCCUUGGAACUGGCCAAAAGAGGAGGCAACAUCAUCCUGGCCUGUCGAGACAUGGAGAAGUGUGAGGCGGCCGCAAAGGACAUUCGCAGGGAGACCCUCAAUCACCACGUCAACGCCCGGCACUUGGACCUGGCGUCCCUCAAGUCCAUCCGGGAGUUUGCAGCGAAGAUCAUCGCAGAGGAGGAGCGAGUGGACAUUCUGGUCAACAACGCGGCCGUGAUGCGGUGCCCCCACUGGACCACCGAGGACGGCUUCGAGAUGCAGUUUGGUGUGAACCACCUGGGUCACUUCCUCUUGACAAACUUGCUGCUGGACAAGCUGAAAGCCUCGGCGCCGUCGCGGAUCAUCAACGUCUCGUCCUUGGCCCACGUCGCCGGGCACAUAGACUUCGAUGACUUGAACUGGCGGGAGAGGAAGUACAACACCAAGGCCGCCUACUGCCAGAGCAAGCUGGCCGUCGUCCUGUUCACCAGGGAGCUGAGCCGGCGGCUGCACGGCUCUGGCGUGACUGUCAACGCCCUGCACCCCGGCGUGGCCCGCACGGAGCUGGGCAGACACACUGGCAUGCACAGCUCCGCCUUCUCCAGCUUCACGCUGGGGCCUAUCUUCUGGCUGCUGGUCAAGAGCCCCCAGCUGGCGGCCCAGCCCAGCACGUACCUGGCCGUGGCAGAGGAAUUGGAGGGCGUUUCUGGAAAGUACUUCGAUGGACUCAAAGAGAAGGCUCCGGCGCCUGAGGCCGAGGAUGACGAGGUGGCCCAGAGGCUGUGGGCUGAAAGUGCCCGCCUGGUGGGCUUGGAGGUGUCUCAUGGGUCCUCUGUGAAGGCACAGUCCCUCCCCAGGUAGCCACCCGGGAGGCUGGGUCUCCAGGAUGAGCGGACAAGGACCACUGGCUGCCACGCCCACAGCAUCCUCCAGGGGGCAGUGUUGGGCCUCAUCUCUCCGCUUCUGCGCUGUGCUGGGCCGCAGGUGGGCGCCGACCCAGGGCCUGGCUGGUACCACGUGCCCGCUGCCCACAGGCCAGCGCGGCCAUCACCAGCCUCCCUUGGGAAUCUGAACUGGGAACGGCCAGGAGGAGUCGGCGCCCUCUGGUUGUGGGCAGUGUCUGACAGGCAGGUGGGGUUCGUGGUUCCCUGUGGGACCCUGUCCUCUCUGAGCCUGGGCCUGUCCAGCUGUGGGGUGCUCAGUGACCACUCACAGGAUGGCGUGGUGAUCAGCGGGCUGUGGCCUGGCUGGUGAAUGGCCGCUGCGCGUGCCUUGCCGGCGAGUGUGCCACAGCCCGCCAGCUGCUGGUGACACGCAGGACAGGCCCACACGGACCCUGCCUGCUACCGCGGAGUUCACGCUCCCAACCGCAUGGAGUGAAAACCCCACCAGCUGCUGCUGCUGGGGACCUGGGAUCGCCUGGGCUGACGACCUUCCCUUCAAAUCCUGCGGUAAUUUAAGCUGCAGGCUCUCAAACUUGC